CAACCAGAAGAAGAAGGUUAAUUUCCGGGAUAAACAAGGACAUGUGUUAAAUAACUAUCCUUGUGAAUCUUGGUUUAUGUCUCUACUCUUUAACACCUUUAUGCCUAUCACUGGUUUUGGAUUACAGGCCAGCUGUUAGGGGUUUUAUUUAAACGCACACUGUUAUUAACUGUUAGCUAGCGUUUAUCGACUUCAUGGCGGCUUGUGCUCAUGUCUCCAAAGUCCGCUCAUUGUACAAGAGGAUCCUGGUCCUGCAUCGGUUCCUGCCGAUAGAUUUAAGAGCCCUCGGUGACCAUUACGUGAAAGACGAGUUCAGAAGACAUAAAAGUGCAUCACCCAAAGAGGUGAAGAACUUCAUGACAGAGUGGGAGAACUACAAGGACACCCUGCAGACUCAGGUACUGGAGUCAGCGGGGGAGCGACUCCGCUCAGUCAAGUUUGGGGUCGACCUGUCAGAAGGGAAACUCAGCAACUUCCAGGAAGAACAGAUAGGCCAACUGUACGAACUCAUGCUGGAAUCCACCAAACCCAACAGACAGUUUGACAUCCAGGAGGACAGCAAGUGAAGCAGCAGGCCACAGAAAUGUGCUCGGACAAAGGCAAAACCGGAAGGCACUAUGAUGAAUUUAGACCACUAAUAUAUUACCUCUGAGUGCUUCAGAUAAAGAGUGGUACUCAAAAGCUGAGUAGAGGCUUUUAAGAAUAUUUGAUUAUAUUAAAGUGCUGUGUAAUAUUUUUGUGUUCUUCUGCUUGUCUCUUUUACUGUGACAAUAAAAAGAAGUUCCGCAUGCUCCUCUGCAGGUGCAUUAAGGUGGCAC
Messenger RNA from Siniperca chuatsi (mandarin fish), 818 nucleotides. It is a transcript of the gene sdhaf3, whose product is annotated as succinate dehydrogenase complex assembly factor 3. Gene Ontology annotation, biological process: succinate metabolic process; mitochondrial respiratory chain complex II assembly. Gene Ontology annotation, cellular component: mitochondrial intermembrane space; mitochondrion. NCBI's taxonomy places the organism in Eukaryota, Metazoa, Chordata, Actinopteri, Centrarchiformes, Sinipercidae. The transcript has 2 exons. Bases 195 to 566 code for a protein of 123 amino acids. The record is from RefSeq and is a predicted model, not a curated record.